CCGCACUAAUUAAAUGCCAUCUGGGUGGUUCCUCUGGGUUUUGAGUCCAUCACCCAGUUCAGAUCGAGUCAGAGGCCAAGGAGGAGAACAUGAUGAUGGACCUUUUUGAAACUGGCUCCUAUUUCUUCUACUUGGACGGGGAAAAUGUUACCCUGCAGCCGUUAGAAGUAGCAGAGGGCUCUCCUUUGUAUCCAGGGAGUGAUGGUACCCUAUCUCCCUGCCAGGACCAAAUGCCCCCAGAAGCCGGGAGCGACAGCAGCGGAGAGGAGCAUGUACUGGCACCCCCAGGCCUGCAGCCUCCCCACUGCCCCGGCCAAUGUCUGAUCUGGGCUUGUAAGACGUGCAAGAAAAAGUCUGCCCCCACCGACCGUCGGAAAGCCGCCACUCUGCGCGAGAGGAGGCGGCUAAAGAAAAUCAACGAGGCCUUCGAGGCACUGAAGCGGCGAACUGUAGCCAACCCCAACCAGAGGCUGCCCAAAGUAGAGAUUCUGCGGAGCGCCAUCAGCUACAUUGAGCGGCUGCAGGACCUGCUGCACCGAUUAGAUCAGCAGGAUAAAAUGCAGGAGCUAGGGGUGGACCCCUUCAGCUACAGACCCAAGCAAGAAAUUCUUGAGGGUGCGGAUUUCCUGCGCACCUGCAGCUCCCAGUGGCCAAGUGUUUCGGAUCAUUCCAGGGGGCUCGUGAUAACGGCUAAGGAAGGAGGAGCAAACGUUGAUUCGUCGGCCUCAAGCAGCCUUCGAUGCCUUUCUUCCAUUGUGGACAGUAUUUCCUCCGAGGAACGCAAACUCCCUUGCGUAGAGGAGGUGGUGGAAAAGUAACUCUGGGCCGGCGCGUUCCACGCAGCAGGAAGACUCCUUCUCCACCUAAUCCUUUAGAUUAGGUCACAUUCAUUACCAUUUAGACACCCAGACCCCAGAUUUUAGGAAAGGGAAGGAGACAUAUUCACAAAGAAACUUGUUCAAACUCAAGCGAAAGGGCCUUUUGGCUUUGGGCUUCUAUUUUUUUUUUUUUUUUUUUUUUGAAACCGCACGAGUGCCUUAGGUCUAGCAUCCCUGUUUUGUUUUUGUUUGGUUGGUUUUGUAAUAUAUUAACUUUUAUUACGGCGAUCCUUUGUGCCACAUGCGAAAGAAGUUCAUUCCUGUCUAAAGCGAAGUGGGAACGUUAAUCUUAGUGGUACUUAAUGUAUUUUUGUAUAUAGUCUUAGUAUGUUCAUUUUUUUAAUGUAAACUUAAGAAGUAUAUUUUAAAUGUGGACUGAUGGAUUGUAUAUAAAAUGUGUGAGGAUCCUAUCCUGGUAUUGUAAUAUUAAAAAUAAGUUUCUAUAUGAACAAAGUUGGUCUUAAUUUGAUUCAACUGGAAACAUACAUUUGAGGGCAUGUGUACAAAAAUAAAGAGGAGCCAUAUUUUAAU
This is a messenger RNA of Urocitellus parryii (Arctic ground squirrel), 1409 nucleotides long. It is a transcript of the gene Myf6, whose product is annotated as myogenic factor 6. The record is from RefSeq and is a predicted model, not a curated record. Gene Ontology annotation, biological process: positive regulation of skeletal muscle fiber development; positive regulation of myoblast differentiation; regulation of transcription by RNA polymerase II. Lineage: Eukaryota; Metazoa; Chordata; Mammalia; Rodentia; Sciuridae. Gene Ontology annotation, molecular function: RNA polymerase II cis-regulatory region sequence-specific DNA binding; protein dimerization activity; DNA-binding transcription factor activity, RNA polymerase II-specific.